AUGGGUGACGCGUUCCGGAGGGCGGAGUCGGGCACUCAGCUACUUGCACGACUUGAGGGCAGAAGUUCUCUGAAGAAUCUUGAACCUUACCUGUUUGCUGAGGAAGGAUCUCCUGUUCAUGGAGAUGUCAUUGAAUUCCAUGGUCCAGAAGGAACAGGAAAAACAGAAAUGCUUUAUCACCUAAUAGCCCGCUGCAUCAUUCCAAAAGCAGGAGGAGGACUGGAAGUAGAAGUCAUGUUCAUUGAUACAGACUACCAUUUUGAUAUGCUUCGUCUAGUUACAAUUCUUGAGAACAGAUUGGUGCAAAGGACGGAAGAAAUGAUAAAGCAGUGCCUGGGAAGGCUUUUUCUUGUCAACUGCAAUAGCAGCACUCAGUUACUCCUCACUCUCUACUCUUUAGAAAACAUGUUUUGCAGUCACCCCUCUCUCUGCCUUUUGAUUUUAGAUAGCAUAUCAGCUUUUUAUUGGAUAGACAGAAGCAAUGGAGGGGAGAGUCUUAACUUGCAGGAGAUGAAUCUGAAGAAAUGUGCUAACUUUCUUGAAAAGCUUGUGAGAGAGCAUCACUUAGCCCUCUUUGCAACAACACAGACACUUAUGCAGAAGUCUACAAACUCUGCAGAAAGCUUUUUUCCUUUAAAACUUCAGCAUGAAACUGAUGCAGACUAUAGACCUUAUCUUUGUAAAUCAUGGCAACAAAUGGUAACCCACAGGAUAUUUUUCUCUAAGCAAUGUCAUUCUGGCAACAGCAAAGGUUUUACAGUCAUUUCUUGCCACCUCAAAAGAAACCAUGUAGUAAAACGUUCAUUUAGUGUUGCAGAAUGUGGAGUUCAGUUUUAACUUCAGUUUGUUUUUUAAAUGUGUAGCAAAUCCUGGUGCUUCAGGCCUGAUGAGGUCUAAGUAGUUUUUAGUACCUUUUAAACUAGUUGGUUGUUGCUGGGCGAUUAAGAAUUUUUGUCAGCAUUUUCUUAAAAUCUAGUGAAGGGCAGGAAAUGGGAAAAUUUUUGAAUUACUGGAGACAUUCAGUCCAAACUAGUGAGGAGUGUUGAAAUUACUUGUUUGUGCUUCAUGCAUAAAGAGAUUAAAUCAAGAAAAUUAUAA
Messenger RNA from Gavia stellata (red-throated loon), 1098 nucleotides. It is a transcript of the gene XRCC2, whose product is annotated as X-ray repair cross complementing 2. The record is from RefSeq and is a predicted model, not a curated record. NCBI's taxonomy places the organism in Eukaryota, Metazoa, Chordata, Aves, Gaviiformes, Gaviidae. Gene Ontology annotation, cellular component: centrosome; Rad51B-Rad51C-Rad51D-XRCC2 complex; replication fork. Gene Ontology annotation, biological process: DNA strand invasion; double-strand break repair via homologous recombination. Bases 1 to 837 code for a protein of 278 amino acids. The transcript has 3 exons. Gene Ontology annotation, molecular function: four-way junction DNA binding; ATP binding; ATP-dependent DNA damage sensor activity.